AUGAAGCUGCAGCAAAGUGUUCUGGCCGUCUGGGUGUCAGUGAUACCUCUCUGUUUCGGUCUCACUCUUUCUCCAGCGACGGGUGGGCUGGCGAUGGCAAGGAUAUUGUUCGGUGGUUCUACAGAUGUCUUUGCUUCAUCAUCAGGUUACUCUGGAGACCCAUCUGCUAUCAGGCCAUUUACUGAUGGCCCUUUCGGGAUGGAAAAAGGCAUCAUUCUAUCAACUGGAAGUUUAACCUCGCCUUUAGCUCCUGGUGACACUUGCCCGAACUCUUACACUACCGAUUUGUACGAUGCCUAUACCCAAACUUACUGUGGCGCGAAUUCCUACAACGGAGCUUCAUAUUUGUUGAACAUUCUUCCAACAAAGGCUACGACACUACUCGUUGAUAUAGUCAUUGCAAGCUGUGAUAUCAGCUCGGGUGACAGAGUUAUGGUCACGGCUAACGGUGUUAAUUACGCAAAGGACGAGAACGAUAUUCCCUUGGAUUCUUCAUCAAAGUAUCUCAGCGAGCCCUGGGGCAUACCAGCACCUAAUGGAGAUACGGCAUUUGCAAUGUCCUCCCCAUCUCUUCGAUUCUCAAUCCCACUCCCAAAAACAUACGUUGAGCUGAAAAUUGCCAUAUGUGACCGUCUGGAUGGCUACGGCGAUACUGCUGUCAUGAUCAAAGCUCGACCCUGUAACAACUGCGAUCAACCUUUCAAGGUUGAUUACGACACAACAAGCAUUGUAUCUACCACAACCUACGAAACCACUUCCACAAUCACGCAGCAAGCUUCAAGAAUAGCCCGCGGGACUAUCUCCUAUGUUACAUAUAUAACUGCCUCUGCUACCAGUACAACAUCAUCAUCCGUAUCCGAUUCUACCUCAGCAGCAUCUUCAGCAACAUCUUCUGAAUCUGGUCUUUCAACCUCAUCGACGAUAUCCACAUCAUUUAUAACCCACGAUUACAUCAGCCACGACCUCAGUGUUAUCAGAAACGGCAUCAUCGCCAUCUACAUCGUCAAUAUCCGCAGAAACUACAUCUUCAACCGCGUCAUCAGGAUUGGAAUCAGAAACUACGCGGCACACAUUGGAGUCUACAGCAGCUUCUGUCUCAACGUUCACAACAUUGUCACUUCAUACAACAUUCCUGAAAUCAGAACCUGUAUCAUCAACGACAGAGUCAGCAUCAUCGUCAGAAUCUGCAUCAGUUCCUACAUCGGAGGCCUCACUAGAGUCCGCAUCAACUGA
Molecule: messenger RNA, 1233 nt
Organism: Fusarium venenatum
Lineage: Eukaryota; Fungi; Ascomycota; Sordariomycetes; Hypocreales; Nectriaceae
Source: RefSeq, a predicted model, not a curated record